AUUGGACCUGCAGGAUAUUUCUCAACUUUAUUCUCGAGAUAGUUUAGUUGGCACGCUACCUGAUUUCAAGAAAAGGCUUCAGUCGGCUGUUGGUUCAAGCACUGGAAUGACUUCAUUUGGGCUGGCGAAGGCUUUGAUUUUUUCUGGAUCCAACCAUGUUUGAGGGCACCGUGCAAAGCAACCUUGACCCUCUUGAGGAAUACACCGAAGAUCAGAUUUGGGAGGCAUUGGAUCAGUGCCAACUCGGCGAGGAAGUGAGGAAGAAAGAAGGGAAACUGGAUUCGCCAGUUGCAGAGAAUGGAGAGAACUGGAGCAUAGGACAGAGGCAGCUCGUGUGUCUCGGUCGUGUCCUGCUCAAGAAAAGCAAGAUUUUGGUACUAGAUGAAGCCACUGCUUCCGUCGAUACAGCCACCAAUAAUGUGAUUCAGCAAACUUUGAGGCAUCACUUCGCCGACUGUACUGUUAAUACCAUUGCACAUUGGAUCACUUCUGUUCUCGACAGCGACAUCAUUCUUCUUCUAGACCAUGGCCUUGUUGCUGAAUAUGACUCUCUGAAAAGAUUGCUAGACAAGGAAUCCUCGUUCGCGCAGCUCGCAGCAGAGCACGCAACGAGGUGGCGUUCAGUUUCAGCAGCUAAAACGAUGUGA
Messenger RNA from Eucalyptus grandis, 647 nucleotides. Its product is annotated as ABC transporter C family member 6. Bases 156 to 647 code for a protein of 163 amino acids. NCBI's taxonomy places the organism in Eukaryota, Viridiplantae, Streptophyta, Magnoliopsida, Myrtales, Myrtaceae. The transcript has 4 exons. The record is from RefSeq and is a predicted model, not a curated record. Gene Ontology annotation, biological process: transmembrane transport. Gene Ontology annotation, cellular component: plant-type vacuole; vacuolar membrane. Gene Ontology annotation, molecular function: ATP hydrolysis activity; ATP binding; ATPase-coupled transmembrane transporter activity.